AUGCCGAAAAAGAUAAUCAAAAAAACAAUCAAACUUACUGAUGAUGAUGAGUAUGAAAAGAAAGUAGAAGAACCUUCAACACCUCCAAAUCAAAAUGUAAAAAGAAAUACAAAAGUUCAACAAAAAGAAGAAAAAGCAGAAAAUUCACCUUUACAAGGAUUAAAAUUAGAAGGGGAAUUUCUUAUCUUUACAAAAAGACAAUUUAAAAGAACCAGAGAUGGAAAAGAAAAAAUUGUUAAUAAUGAGUUGAAUGAAAGGAAUGUUCCUGUAAAGAAAUGUAAAAAGAAAAAAAUAACAAAAACAAUUAGUUUUGAAGAAGAAAGUGAUGACCCAGAAUUUAUUAUAUCUUCAGAAUUACACAACUCACAAAAUGAAUCACAAAGAGAUUUAAAUCAAUUAAAUAAACAAAAACUAAACAAUAAAAUAUAUCAAGUGAAAUACACAAAUGAAGAAGAACCAAUAGUAUUUACUCAACGCUCAUUUAAAAGAAAUAGAAUGAAUGGAGAAGAAAAGAAGCAAAUUAAUGUUAUUAACCAAGAACCUAAACGUGUUAAAAAAACAAAAGUUAUUAAAAAAACUAGUUCUGAAAAUGAAGAGUUUGUUGGAGGUCAUACAAUUAUUACACAACAACCCAAACUAGAAAACGUUCUUAAUUCUAUGGUUUUGUCUAGUUUUAUUCAUAACCAUGCUACAAAGUUUUCUAAGAAAGGAAGAACAAUUGCUCAAAAAAUUGCUUUUAAUGAAAUGGAAAUAGAUGUCUUUAAAUCUGGAAAUUUAUUAACUAAUUCAUUAGAAAAUGGAUUAAAUAAAAGGGAAGUUGAAGUUAUUUGUCAAAGAAUGUUUAAAAGAGAUAGAAAAACUGGUGAAUUAAAAACAAAAAUACAACAAAAGACUGAAAAUAAAGGAAUUAAAAAAAUAAUAAAGAAAAAAGUUGUCAAAACAAUAAAACAAGAUGAUUUAAGUGAUAACAACUCUUUAGAAGAAAUAAAAAAUGAAAAUCAUAAUUUAUAUGAAAGAAAAGUAAUCAGAGAAAAACCAGGAAAAACAACAAUGAUGAUAGUUGAUAAAGAACUAUAUACAAAAGAUGAACAACCUAUAACUAUGGCUCAUUGUUUCAGAAGAAAUAGAGAAAAUCCAGAAGUUGAAAUGAAAUUUAAGUAUGGAAUAAUUCAAAAAGAAUUAACUAAUGAAGAGAAAGGAAAAGUUUGUAAGAAAAAAGUGAUUAAGAAAAGUAUUAGUUUUGAAGAUAGUGAUGAGGAAAAAGAACAAACAAAAACAAUUAAAAAGAAGAUCAUAAAAAAGACACUUCAUUUUAAUGAUGAUGAAGAUUCAGAAAUCAAAACAAAAAAGAUAAACACUCAGAAGAAAAAAGUGAUCAAAAAGACAUUAAACUUUAAUGAUGAUCACGAAAUAAAAGAAAGUCCAUUGUUUCAUAAAAAAAAAGUCAUAAAAAAGACAAUAUCCUUGAAUGAUGAUGAACAACCAAAAAAAGAAACUACUAAGUCUUCAGUCCAAAAAAAGAAAAUAAUAAAAAAAACAAAGAGUUUAGACGAUGAUGAUAAUAAUGUCAUUAAAGAAGUUGUACAGAAAAGUAUUCCAUUAAAAAAAGAUAUUACUUAUAAAGAAGCAAGUAAGAGAGAUUUUGUGGUUGGAGAAGUUACAAAAGAAGAAUUAACUUCUGAAAAUAAUUCAAAGAAUGAUGAAUUAUCUAAAUGUAAGAAAGACACUAAUCAAAAAUUAACAACUAAUGAAACAAAAGAAACAACCGUUAAUAACUCUUCAAAUACGUUGAAAAGAAGUAAAAAAGUAACCAAAAAAUUAAAUAAAAAGAGUUCAAAAAAAAUUAAUGUUUCAUUUGUACGAUUUGAAAUGGACUUUGAUAAUUACAAUGAUGAAAGCUGGUUAUCUGAUUGUGAAAAUUUUUCUAAUGAGUAA
Messenger RNA from Entamoeba histolytica HM-1:IMSS, 1935 nucleotides. RefSeq lists its product as uncharacterized. The record is from RefSeq and is a predicted model, not a curated record. NCBI's taxonomy places the organism in Eukaryota, Evosea, Mastigamoebida, Endamoebidae. The transcript has a single exon. The coding region runs from base 1 to 1935 and encodes 644 amino acids.